Messenger RNA from Malus domestica (apple), 2469 nucleotides. RefSeq names its product SPX domain-containing protein 4. Gene Ontology annotation, biological process: cellular response to phosphate starvation. Lineage: Eukaryota; Viridiplantae; Streptophyta; Magnoliopsida; Rosales; Rosaceae. The record is from RefSeq and is a predicted model, not a curated record.
AUUUACGUCGGAAAAGAGAUUUUUUAUGUGUACAUCGGUCUCCUCUUUUCAGAUACGAGGAGAUUUUUAUUUUUAGUGUAAUCUAUUGUGUGCGUACACUAGGUUUUUCAACCAUUGGAUUUUUUGUUAAAGAUUCAUUGACCAAGAUUUCACAACUGCAAAUUUAGAUGCAGUUGCGUAGGGCUUUAAAGUUGAAUGAACACAAACAAACUCUACUGCCCGAAAGUCGUAUGAAGAAGUCUUUUCCAUUCUGUCUGUUUCUUCGAGAUAAACAAGACUUAUUCUAUGAAAAAUCGUUCCGGCCAAGAAAAAGGCCAUAGGAUUUGAGAGAGAUCUAGCUAGUGAAGUUCACGUAGAUGGCGCUUGGUGAUCAUUUCAUCGGUAUUUGGCAUGCACGGUACACGAAUGAAGGACGGGAAAUGGAUGGUAUUAACCCAGAAUAUUUCUUAUGUCUCCAGCUAGAUACAGUUUGAUGCGCGGUGAUCCUUGAUUGAGGAUAAAUCGUAGGUUAGAAUGACAUAACUAAGACCGGUGACUUUUUAUACCUAAAAAAUGGCGCCGUCAAUGUACUUUGAAGCAUGCUAGAAUAUUUGGGAUACGAGUUUCGAAAUUCGGAAAGGGAUCGUCUCCGGAUUCCUUCUCCCUAAUCCAUCAAAUCAGGGAAUCCGUGUCAUUAAAAUUUGAUCAAACAGCUACAAAUAGAAGCCCACUCAUUUUAAAAGUUAUAAUAUCGUUAGAUCAAAUUUCAAUAUCACGGAUGCUCUUAUUUGAUGGAUUAGGAGGAAGGGAUCCGGAGACCCUAGUGGUCCGAAGUGUAACAUUUUCCAUUUUUGAACCUCAUUCAAGUUGUCGUGGUGACGGAUUUAUCAAAAUCGAAUGCCGUCUGCGGAUCGAGGAUGAGAGAAUAUGCGCAGCAACAUGAUCAAACAACGUAAAAACAACCAAAUAAAUCUGAAACUUUUGGAGAGUAUUCGGGUAAGGAUGAAAAAUCCAAAUGCACACCAACAAGAAAUGUACUUGAAAAAACCACCCCACCUCUCUCUAGCCCACUUUCCAAAUAUUCCCACUUGAGAGACAUUCUCAGGAUCCGGAUUAAAUUUAAUUUCUCUCUCUUAAUAUAAGAGGAAAUCCUGUGAGCAGUUGAUCUCCAGAGUUUGUUGAAAAGCCAUGAAAUUCGGGAAGAAGUUCAGGACCCACCUGGAGGAGACGCUCCCGGAGUGGAGGGACAAGUUCCUCUGCUACAAUCUCCUGAAGAAGCUCCUCAAGGGCUUCCCUGCCACCGCGGCUGCCAUAGCCGCGGUGGAUUCCCUCCCUCGCCAACUCGAGUUUCAGCGCCAGCCGGCAGAUGCCCAUCCGGCCGCUGCUGAUGGAGGUGAUGGUGGGUUCCACCCUUUGGCCGGACUCCAGGAUUGGUUCGUUGCGAUUCUGAAUGAGGAGCUGGAGAAGUUAAACAAUUUCUAUGUGGAUAAGGAGGAGGAGUUCGUUAUCCGUUUCCAGGAACUGAAAGGAAGAAUCGAGAGCGUCAAUGAAAGGAGCAGCAGGGGUGGUGUAUUUACAUCAGAGAGCGAGUUCAGUGAAGAAGUGAUGGACAUCCGUAAGGACUUUGUCACCAUCCACGGGGAGAUGGUGCUUCUAAAAAAUUAUAGCUCGUUGAAUUUUGCAGGGCUUGUCAAAAUUCUAAAGAAGUACGAUAAGCGAACUGGAGGAGUGUUGCGUGUACGUUUCACGCAACUAGCCGUACGCCAGCCUUUCUUUACAACAGAACCUCUCACGAGGCUAGUCCGUGAAUGCGAGGCAAAUCUCGAGCUUCUCUUCCCUUUGGAAGCGGAAAUCAUUGAAGGUACACCAACCACACAAGAUGAAACCACCCCAGACACAGGUCACUCAAACCCACAAUCCAAUGCUUCGGCAAAUAUUGCAUCUGAGACACCUUCAAACAUGGAGGCAAACAUGGAGGCAAACACGGAUAUAUAUCGUGGGACUGUUGCUGCAAUCAAAGCCAUUCAAGGCCUUCAAAACCCAAGCUCCACUUCCAGCCCAUGGUCGCUUUCAAAUCACUUAAGAAGCCAGGACGAGGAGAGCAGCGGUGCUGUCACAGCCGAAAAUUCUACGUCAAACUCUGUAGGCAGCUGGCAGAGCGAAGAGGAGGAUGACCAGUUGUAGUAGUGUUUAACCGAUCAGCUCCUGCAAUACAUCCUCCGUUUCUGAUCAAGAGGACGACAGUGUGCGUAACAGCGUUUAUCUUAAUGCUUUCGGUGUUACAUUCUUGUUUCCGCUUCUUGUGGCAACCGGAAUCCUAAACCCUAGGAGAAAUUUACCAUAGCAUAAUAGCACUAAUCUGAAAGUGGUGUAGUUCUUUCAGUAGUACUUUUCAAUGUUGUGCAGUUUUCUCAUUAGCAUUUGCUUGAAACUUAAAAUGUUGAACAACUUCACUAGAGCUAAAUCUCAUUCUGCUCUUCUUUUGUUAUC